This is a messenger RNA of Hemicordylus capensis (graceful crag lizard), 4761 nucleotides long. RefSeq names its product WD repeat domain 6 (gene WDR6). Gene Ontology annotation, molecular function: protein binding. Bases 333 to 3875 code for a protein of 1180 amino acids. NCBI's taxonomy places the organism in Eukaryota, Metazoa, Chordata, Lepidosauria, Squamata, Cordylidae. Gene Ontology annotation, cellular component: cytoplasm. The record is from RefSeq and is a predicted model, not a curated record. The transcript is spliced from 6 exons. Gene Ontology annotation, biological process: tRNA methylation.
GGGCCUAUCAUAAUAGCAUUCUUGUUAAAGACAAGAGUUAAAAACAGAAGUAUUAGGAUUCCCCCCACCCCCAGCUUAUUCCACACAUUUUUUGAGUUGGAGGGUGAUUUGGAUUAUCUCUGUAGUUAUGCUGUGCUGUGAUAUCUUGUCAUGUUUUCAUCCUGGGCUUUUAAAAAAUGUUCUAUUUUAUUGUGUUUUUCUAUCGUACACUGUUUUGAGGCUAUUUGAUGAAAGGCAGUUUUAUACAAUAAAUAGAAAUGUAUAGAAAAUUUUCUGCCAGCAGCUUUGGCAUAGACCUGAUUAUUUCUUGUCGGCUCUGAUGUCCUUGGUUAAUGGGCAUCUUCAAUUCCUUUCUGUCUUCAGUUCCUUUUUCUGUAGGGAUAAGGCCUGUUUUCCAAGCGGAAAGGCAAUUUCAAUCCUUUGUUCACCACCUUGAGCUGGUGCAUGACUGCAGCAUUACUUACGGUUUUCCCUCCUUCAGCAGAUCUGCUUACCCAGAUGAAAGAGGGAGCGAACCAAUAGGGGCUCUCGCUUCCCAUCCUUCUGCAGCAAUGGAAACAGAACUGCUUCUGGCUCCUAUCACUGCACUGGAGAUCAUAGGAGACCAUCUUGUCGCAGGUGAAGGACCCAACAUAGUCAUCUAUGCCCUGGAGAAUGAUACCAGCCAGCCAGCUAAGUGCUGUAGGCAGAUCCUCCGGAGCUAUAAUGUCCAUGGUAUCAAGGAGCAGCAGAAACUGGCUCCAGGAGCUGUAGAAGCCACCACCCUGGCUGUCUUUGGAGGCAAAGGCCUUGUUGUUGUGGAGCUCAUCCUCCAGGAUAGCACAGUAAGGCUAGCCGAGCUCUUUCCUUUCUGUGAGCUGCACGACUGGAUCUGGGACCUGCAGUGGCUGAAGGGCAGCUCUGAGACACCCAGCUGUUUGGCUUUGGUCCUAGGCCACAACUCUAUGGCUCUCUAUGAUUGCACUGGCCAGCAGAUCCUCCAAGAAGUGCACUGCCAAGAGAAGUGCAUCCUCUACUCUGCACACUUGGUUGGGAGCAGCUGGGAUAACUUGGUUCUGGUGGCUGGCACAGUCUUUAACCAGCUGGUGGUCUGGUGCGCAGCCAACCCAGAUGACGACACUGGAAGAAUAAAGCCCCGCAUCAGGAUCAGUGGGCACAAAGGUGUCAUCUUCAGCAUUUGCUACUUGGAGAGCAAAAGCAUCCUGGCCUCAGCCUCGGACGACAGGAGCCUGCGGUUGUGGGCUGUCAGCAACCUCAGAGCACCCCCCGAUCAUGUCCCCUGCCUGCUGGUGUGCUACGGGCACCAGUCUAGGGUCUGGUCAGUCCGGCUGCUCGACGACUACAUCAUCAGCAUUGGAGAGGAUUCGGCUUGCCUCGUGUGGAACUAUCAAGGCCAGAUUGUUCACAGCUUCAGGGGACACAAGGGCCGUGGCCUCCGGGCUGUGGCUGUGCACGAGGCACGAGGCUGGGUGUUCACAGGUGGUGUGGAUUCUGGCAUCAGACUCUGGCAGCUCAAGGGGCAGAGUACCAAUGGGAGCAGCCUCUUGCAACUCAACUUCCCCUCCCCUCAGAGAAAAGGGUCCCCUAGAGCAGUGAAACUGGUGGACGUAGACCAUCUCCUUGUGAUGACUGAUGCUGGGGCUGUCUACACUUACAACUUGACCUCCAAAGCCUGGACUUUGGCCCUGGAGGAUGCCUCCUAUCAGUCCUACAGCCUCUUAGCAGUGUCUGAGCUUGCCAGUGGGGGCGUUCUGUGUGCCAUGGGCAAUCUCUCGGGGCAUGUUAAAAUAUUCCCCCUCAGCAAACCCACACGAGGCAAGGAGCUGAAGCUCUAUGAAGGGAAAGUGCACCACUUGAGCUGGGUCUCCUGGCCGGAGCAGAGUCCUGACGUUUGCAGCCUCUUUGCUUCUGGCCCAGCGGGCGUUCUGCUGUGGCUGCAGGUCUCCUUCUGCCCACUUGAGGAAGUGACUGUGGCGGCCCAGCAGUGUUUCCUCCUGCCGCUCUGCAAGCAGCGAUGGCACACGUGCGCCACCUUCCUGCCCCAGGGAGAGCUUCUGCUUUGUGGUGACCGCAGGGGCUCUCUGAUGCUGUUUCCAUGCAGGCCGGCUCUUGGGGUGGCGAAAGCAUCCCGGAGAGGAGAGCUGGGCUGCUCUGGUUCAGGGGUGAUCUGUAAUUUGCCGGGGCUGGUCUUUCCCAUGGGAGGAGAAGCGGCGUCGUGCGCUGAGGGCCCCAUUGCUCUGCUCUUUGGACUUCACGGGAAGCUCGGCGUGACCUCCGUAACCUGUCAUGGUGACUUCAUUUACAGCACGGGCCGGGAUGGCUGCUACCGCCAGCUUCAGGUACAGGGCCAGCAGCUCCGAGUGCUGAGGAAGCAGAAGCCCUGCAAGGGCCUGGAGUGGCUGGAAGAGCUGCGCUUUGGGCCACGUGGGAGCAUGUGUGUGCUGGGCUUCCACGCGGCCCACUUUGUGCUCUGGAGUGCCAGCAGCAAUGAGAAGCUGCUCAGCAUCCCUUGUGGUGGUGGCCACCGCUCCUGGAGCCUCACCCGCAGCCUCUCCGCUCAGACCUUUGCUUAUGUCAAAUCUGGGGACGUCAUAGUGUUCCAAAGCAGUGGUGCACCCGAUGAACAGCGUGUCUUCAAAGAGCCUUUGCACGGGCGGGAACUGACCUGUCUAUGCCAUGUGGGAACUUUGAGAACAGCUGGGCAGGCGCCGGUGAGCAUCCUUGCCACUGGCAGUGAGGACAACAUGGUGAAUAUUCUGGCCCUUGCAGGGCAGUCCCACUCAGUGACCCAGCUCACAGCCAUUGGCGACCACAUCUCCAGUGUGAGAGCUCUGGCAGUGGCUGAGAACGGCACCACUCAGCUGGAGACAGGAUCCAUCUCCACCAUCCUGUUCUCAGCUGGAGGCCGAGCCCAAAUUGAGUGUUACCAUUUGCUCCUCAGCCCUGACCAUGGCUCUAGGAGUGGCAUGGUCUGCCAGUUGGUCCACAUCGCAUCCCAUCGAUUAGAUGAACAGUGGGACCGCAUGAAGAACAGGCACAAGUUGAUCAAGAUGGACCCAGAGACCAGGUAUAUGUCAAUUGCAGUGCUAGCUUAUACAGAGGAUGCAGAGCUGCCUGGCCCCUUACUUUUCCUAGCUGCUGCCUGCAGUGAUGGAUCUGUCCGGCUUUUCUUGCUGCUUGAGGGCGCUCAGAAACUGUGGCUUGUGGCAGAGUCCUUUCAUCAUCAGCACUGUGUCCUGAAAAUCCAGGCAUUUGCACACAAGACAGCAGACCAAAGGAGGAGACAUUUCUUGGGCAGUGCUGCCACUGAUGGGAGUAUUGCAUUUUGGGAUAUCACUGCCACCGUUGAGCAGGCUGCAGAGGCUGUAAAGGUGGAAAGCAACGAAAGGAAGCUUCUGGCCCUGGGGACCCCGGUGUUGACUGUCCAGGCUCACAGCUGUGGUGUGAAUAGCCUCCACAUCCAGGAAACGGCAGAUGGGCAUUUCCUCGUGGCCAGCGGCAGUGACGAUGGCUCCAUCUCUCUCUGUGUUAUUGGCACAAAUUCCAAAAGCCCCACUGCUGGGACAGGCGUCCACGUUUCCAGGAAGCUCUCACGGCUUUGUGCUCAUGCGGCUCAUGUGACAGGGGUGCACAUCCUCCACCCGGACUUCCUCCUGUCUGUUUCUGUGGACCAGCGUCUGACACUAUGGCGCCUUUGUGAGGAUGGGCUGUCUUUUGUGUGCAGCAAGUUCUGCCAUGUGGCUGAUGUGGCUUCUCUGGAGUGUUGGGAAGCUGAGAAGCAAAGCUAUUGCAGUGUGAUAUGUGGCCAGGGUCUGGAGGUUCUCCGCUGUGUUAUGCCAUCUGAGCAGAGGCCUAUCGGGCAGGUGCAGAAAUAAAAAUGAGCAUGCGAAAGAAAGUGAAGAGAGCCCACAAUGGCCUUGCCCGAUUGGGAAACAAAGGAAUAAGAAUGACUGCCAGAUGGGCAGAGGGACAACACCAUGUGAAAGCUGCAAGGGCCAUCUUGGCCCUGUCCCACAGGGAAGGCUGCUUCUUGGGUAACUACUUUAGGGAAGGGCUGUAGCCUGGUGAUAGGGCAUCUGCUUUCUAUGCAAAAGGUCCUGGGUUUCAUCCCCAGCACGUCCAGGGAGGGCUGGGUAAAAACCUGAAGAGCCAUUGCCACUCGAUAGAGUCAGUAUUCACCUAGGUGCACCAAUGAUCUAAUUCAGUAUAGAACAGCUUCAUACACGUCAUCAGAAUCCCAUGCAGAUAUUCCCCCUUCUUAUCACAUCACUUGCCUUGGCUCCUUCAGCAGUAACUGUCUGGUUUGAUAGCACAGCUGGAAACGCAGCUUAGCAAUCUUUUAUUAGGGUGCCUACAUCUGAGAUGCUGAAUAUGGUCCCUCUGCCUUCACCGGUCUGAUGACUGAAGUUUACAAAUAUGCCCUUCCUUUUCUGAAACUACAAGAGUUUUCCAACUUCAGGCCUCUUCUUCUGACCGCAGGGGAGAGGUGGUCCCGUUUUCCUUCCAGCUACACUGAAUUAUCUCUCAGAACUAGCCUCCAGGAUGAAGAUCAAGAGGAUUCAAUUCACUUGGAUUUGGGAAACCUCUGAUCAUAUGAUUGAGAAGAGCCCAUAGAAUUUAAUUCCUUCUUCCUGUUGCAGAGAAGGGUUUCCUGUUGUCAUACCGUUGUGUCUGAGCUACCAACUCAGAAAUACCGAUUACUGCUGUUUAUGUAGUUGCCAGUUUCAGGUGCUAGCUUGCUUAAUAUAGCUUCUGACUUUG